Pestalotiopsis fici W106-1 is the source of this 732-nucleotide messenger RNA. RefSeq lists its product as uncharacterized. The record is from RefSeq and is a predicted model, not a curated record. Bases 1 to 732 code for a protein of 243 amino acids. NCBI's taxonomy places the organism in Eukaryota, Fungi, Ascomycota, Sordariomycetes, Amphisphaeriales, Sporocadaceae. The transcript has 4 exons.
AUGCCGAUUCGAAACCCUUUUGCCAGGAAGGCUGGCAACGACGAGAACUUUCGCCCCGAAUUAUUGUCUGCACAAGAUGCGUCACAUCCCGGUUUUGAACGGGUCGACACCGUCGGAUCCAAGGCCUCGUCUGCCCUGAGCAUUCGAAGCAACAAGAGCCGAGACAAUGGCGAUUACAAGAUGAGCGUUGUCAACGACAGUGGUGUCUAUCUCCCGCCCUCGCCAAGCGAAGAGAAAGGCCUCUGGCCGCGACGACCCGGUAUUCCCACGAGGACGUCGAUGGAUACACGAAGCAGCCUCGGCGACAUUGAACAUUUCUCCAUCUCACGAGAAUCAUUUGAUUCGUACAGACGGUCCUUUGACAUUACUGCCAGAGCACCCAUUGUGCAUGAUAUCCCAGCGCGAACAAGUCUCGACUCUGCGCGCUUCCCACGCAUGCCUAGAACAUCAGUCAGAGACCGCUCUUUUGAUCGCGAGCCUCCCACGGCUGAAGAAGGCUUCGAAGAUGUCGGCCUCAACGAUGAUGCCACCAACAAGCCACAGCAGCAGGCGCCAAAGAAACGAGGCCUGUUCGCCAGGUUCGGAGACUCACAAGAACCCAGCACACAUAGUCAAGGCAUGUCUCGAUUCAUUCCUGGCCGAAAGAGAGCACAAAGCGGGCAAGGGGCAGAACUAGGACACAUUGAGAGGCCAACAUCAUCCCAAUCAAUGGAAGGCCAAGAGAUGCAAUAA